UCCCAAGUUUUAAGAGUUUAGCCCCAAUACUCUAUUCUUAAUUACACACUAAUUUCAGUGAUCAUUCAUUAAUCCCGUCAUAAAUGGAAGGAACAAAUGCACCACUUCAAGCACCAACUUAUGGAAACCUAGUCACCAUCCUCAGCAUCGAUGGGGGUGGAAUUAGAGGCAUUAUCCCUGGAACUAUACUUAGUUUCCUAGAAUCUGAACUUCAGAAACUAGAUGGCGAGGAUGCAAGAAUUGCAGACUAUUUUGAUGUGAUAUCAGGAACAAGCACAGGUGGUCUGGUUACGGCCAUGCUUGCUUGCCCUAAUGAGAAGAACCGUCCAAUGUUUGCUGCAAAAGAUAUCAAAGACUUCUACCUCAAUGAAUGCCCUAUAAUCUUUCCUCAACGCAAUUUCAAGUUAUUUCGCAGUGCAUUUAAGAUGAUCAAAGCUUUAUCAGGACCAAAGUACGAUGGAAAAUAUCUGCAUCGUCUUGUUAAGGAAAAAUUAGGACACACCAAAUUGAAUCAGACAUUAACUAAUGUUGUCAUCCCAACAUAUGAUAUCACAAAACUACAGCCUACCAUCUUUUCCAGCUUUCAGGUUAAGAAAAAUCCAUCAUUGAAUGCUCUACUCUCAGACAUAUGUAUUUCCACGUCAGCUGCACCAACUUAUCUUCCAGCUCAUUUCUUUGAAACCACAGAAGAAAAGACAGGGACGGUGACAAAAUAUAACCUUAUAGAUGGUGGUGUUGCUGCAAAUAAUCCGACAUUGGUUGCAAUAGGAGAAGUGACAAACGCAAUCAUAAAGGGGAAUAAAGAUUUUUUUCCAAUAAAGCCAAUGGACUAUGGUAGAUUUCUAGUGAUAUCGCUGGGAACUGGAUCGCCAGAAGCUGAAGAAAAAUGCAAUGCUCAUGAGGUUGCAAAAUGGGGUGUGUUGGGUUGGUUAACAGCAAAGGGCUGCACGCCUUUAGUGGAUGUGUUCACUCAUGCAAGUGCUGAUAUGGUGGAUUUGCAUCUCUCUUCUCUAUUUAAAGCUCUGCACUCGCAAAAUAACUACCUCAGGAUUCAGGAUUCCACAUUAAAUAAAAAAACUGCUUCAGUAGAUGUGGCCACAAAAGAGAACUUGGAUGAUCUUGUGAAAGUUGGCGAAGCAUUGUUAAAGAAAGCAGUUUCUAGGGAGAUUUUUGACUUCGGAACCUUCGAGCCUUGUAAGAAAGAGACUAACGAAGAGGCUCUUUCAAGAUUCGCCAAACUGCUCUCUCAAGAGAGACGCCUUCGAGAAGUUCAGUCACCCCAUCCAAUAGCUGCAAAUUCAGAGUUAUGAUAACGUACAGAGAUUC
This is a messenger RNA of Mercurialis annua (annual mercury), 1326 nucleotides long. RefSeq names its product patatin-like protein 2. The transcript is spliced from 5 exons. Gene Ontology annotation, molecular function: monoacylglycerol lipase activity; glycerophospholipase activity. The record is from RefSeq and is a predicted model, not a curated record. Gene Ontology annotation, biological process: lipid metabolic process. NCBI's taxonomy places the organism in Eukaryota, Viridiplantae, Streptophyta, Magnoliopsida, Malpighiales, Euphorbiaceae. The coding region runs from base 84 to 1310 and encodes 408 amino acids.